This is a messenger RNA of Egretta garzetta (little egret), 2500 nucleotides long. It is a transcript of the gene CMTR1, whose product is annotated as cap methyltransferase 1. Gene Ontology annotation, molecular function: protein binding; methyltransferase cap1 activity; nucleic acid binding. Gene Ontology annotation, biological process: 7-methylguanosine mRNA capping. The coding region runs from base 6 to 2498 and encodes 830 amino acids. Gene Ontology annotation, cellular component: cytoplasm; nucleus. The record is from RefSeq and is a predicted model, not a curated record. The transcript is spliced from 23 exons. NCBI's taxonomy places the organism in Eukaryota, Metazoa, Chordata, Aves, Pelecaniformes, Ardeidae.
CAAAAAUGAAGAGAAGGACGGAACCUGAGUUUAGCAGCCCCCAAAAGAAGCAGAAGAGGAUAGAAGACUUGGGAUUAACCCUCAGUUCUACUUCAGAUGAUGAAACGCAGUUUAGUAAUCAUACUACUCAAGAGUCUUCCAGUAGCAGCAGUGGAUCUGACAGUGAGAGCGAUGAGAAAAGACCGGUAUUCAGCAAUGAGUUCAAACAAGACUCUCUUGUGGAGGGUACUUCAUCUCGCUACUCAAUGUAUAACAGUGUCUCCCAAAAGCUCAUGGCCAAGAUGGGCUUCCGGGAAGGAGAAGGUCUGGGAAAAUAUGGCCAAGGCAGGAAGGAUAUUGUUGAGGCCUCCAAUCAGAAGGGAAGGAGAGGCUUUGGUCUGACCCUCAAAGGAUUUGACGGGGAGCUCAAUAUUGACUGGCAGGAUGAGCCAGAGCCCAGUGCCUAUGAGGAGGUGGACUGGUGCCUUGAGUGCACCACGGAAAUCCCUGAUGCCCAGGAGCUGAAGGAAUGGAUGACUGUGGGGAAGAGGAAGAUGGUGAUUGAAGAUGAAACAGAGUUCUGUAGUGAAGAGCUUUUACAUAAUGUCCUGCAGUGCAAGAGUGUAUUUGAUGAGCUGGAUGGAGAAGAAAUGCGUCGAGCCCGAACAAGAUCUAACCCCUAUGAGAUGAUCCGUGGAGUUUUCUUCCUGAACAGGGCUGCAAUGAAGAUGGCAAAUAUGGACCACGUCUUUGACUACAUGUUUACGAACCCCAAAGACUUCCAUGGGAGGCCCUUGAUAAAGGAGCGAGAUGCAGAGCUGCUCUACUUUGCUGACGUGUGUGCUGGUCCCGGAGGCUUCUCCGAGUACGUCUUGUGGAGGCGGAAGUGGCACGCGAAAGGAUUUGGCAUGACCUUGAAAGGACCAAAUGAUUUUAAACUAGAGGACUUCUAUUCUGCUUCCAGUGAGCUCUUUGAACCUUAUUAUGGAGAGGGAGGAAUUGAUGGAGAUGGAGACAUCACUCGCCCAGAGAACAUUACUGCUUUCCGGAAUUUUGUUUUGGACAAUACUGAUCACAAGGGAGUGCAUUUCUUAAUGGCUGAUGGGGGUUUCUCAGUGGAGGGUCAGGAGAAUCUGCAAGAAAUCCUAAGCAAACAGCUCAUGCUUUGCCAGUUCCUUACAGCACUGUCCAUUGUCCGAACAGGAGGACAUUUUGUCUGCAAAACAUUUGACCUGUUUACUCCAUUCAGUGUGGGACUUGUUUAUUUGCUGUAUUGCUGCUUUGAGCGAGUGUGCAUCUUUAAACCUGUGACAAGCCGCCCUGCUAACUCAGAGAGGUAUGUGAUAUGCAAAGGAUUAAAGCUAGGGAUUGAUGAUGUGCGGGACUAUCUCUUCAUGGUGAACAUCAGACUCAACCAGCUGCGCAACUCUGAUGUGGAUGUGAAUCUUGUUGUCCCAUUGAAUGUGAUCAAAGGCGACCAGGAUUUCUAUGAUUACAUUGUCCAGUCCAAUGAAAACCACUGCAAAGUUCAGAUAAAGGCGCUAGCCAAAAUUCGUGCCUUUGUUCAAGACACGACGCUGAUUGAGCCACGGCAGGCUGAAAUCCGAAAGGAGUGUCUUCAGCUAUGGGGGAUUCCUGAUCAGGCUCGUGUUGCUCCUUCAUCUUCAGAUCCCAAGUCCAAGUUCUUUGAGCUGAUCCAGGGCACGGACAUUGAUACCUUCAGUUACAAACCCACUCCUCUGAAUUCCAGUACCCUAGAGAGAAUCCGCCAAGUGUUAGAUUACCGGUGUAUGGUGUCUGGAAGCGAGCAGAAGUUCCUCCUGGGGCUAGGGAAAUCACAGAUCUACACCUGGGAUGGUCGCCAGUCAGAUCGCUGGACAAAGCUGGAUUUGAAAACUGAGCUGCCACGAGAUACCCUUCUCUCUGUGGAGAUUGUUCAUGAGCUGAAAGGAGAGGGGAAAGCCCAGAGAAAAAUCAGCGCCAUCCACAUCCUUGACGUCUUGGUGCUGAAUGGCAAUGACGUUCGAAAGCAGCAUUUCAACCAGAGGAUUCAGCUGGCGGAGAAGUUUGUCAAAGCUGUUUCUAAACCCAGCCGGCCGGAUAUGAACCCCAUCCGAGUGAAGGAGGUGUACAGAUUGGAGGAAAUGGAGAAGAUUUUUGUGAGGUUAGAGAUGAAAAUCAUCAAGAGUUCAGGGGGAAUACCCCGGCUAUCCUACACUGGCCGAGAUGACCGGCACUUUGUGCCCACAGGACUCUACAUCGUACGGACUGUGAAUGAUCCCUGGACGAUGGCAUACAGCAAAAACUCCAAGAGGAAAUUCUUCUUCAACAAAAUGACAAAGGAAGCGAGAUACGACCUCCCUUCUGAAUCCAUUGCACCCUUUCACAUCUGCCAUUACAGCCGCCUCUUCUGGGAGUGGGGGGAAGGUGUCAAAGUGCACGACUCUCAGAAAAGGCAAGAUCCAGAGAAGCUAUCAAAGGAGGAUGUGCUGUCUUUCAUCCAAGCGCACUACCCCUAACC